AUGUCAUCCUCCCAAAACGAAAAGAAGAACUCCGACGUCGAGAUAGGCGAAGCCAGCUCAGCUGUGCCGAUUUCGCGUCAUGCGGAGAACGAAGCGAAUCGGACCCAGCCUGAGGUGUCAGCUAUCCCUACCUUGUCGGCGAUGUGGACCUCUGCAGAAGGAAACAAAUUCUUUGGUGAAGCUACGUCCCUUGCAGAACCAGCCACGAUUCGUGUACAAGUUCCGGAGGCCUCGGUCCAACCCUCGGUCUGUGAGAAGGACCUAGCUCUGGCGAGCAUCAAGGGAAGCUUGAACGAGAUCCAGCUGCUCAAAGGCGAAGUGGUUCGGACUCUGGACUCCUGA
Eruca vesicaria subsp. sativa (arugula) is the source of this 342-nucleotide messenger RNA. The record is from the annotation of a GenBank genome assembly. NCBI's taxonomy places the organism in Eukaryota, Viridiplantae, Streptophyta, Magnoliopsida, Brassicales, Brassicaceae.